Trichoderma citrinoviride is the source of this 1231-nucleotide messenger RNA. RefSeq names its product putative isomerase YbhE. Gene Ontology annotation, molecular function: 6-phosphogluconolactonase activity; protein binding. The record is from RefSeq and is a predicted model, not a curated record. The transcript is spliced from 3 exons. NCBI's taxonomy places the organism in Eukaryota, Fungi, Ascomycota, Sordariomycetes, Hypocreales, Hypocreaceae. Bases 1 to 1200 code for a protein of 399 amino acids.
AUGCCUAGCCGCCGCAACCUCCAGAAGAGCAUCGUCUCAACCCUCCUCUGCGCCGGCAAUCUCGCCUCUGCCAGCCUCGUCUACGUCUCUUCCUACUCUGAGACCGUGACGACGCUCAACUACACCCAUGGCCAGAACACAGGCAUCCAGAAGCUGAGCCCUGUGGCCGUGUCUCAGAGCUGCUCUGACAACCCCUCGUGGCUGACCCUCGACGCCACCGACUCGAUUCUGUACUGCAUCAACGAGGGCCUCAACACACCCGAUGGUGCGCUCACUGCCUUUAAGACGAGUGGCAAUGGUACUCUGCAGCAGCUGGGCCAGAGCGGCACGCCCAAUGGCCCUGUGAGCGGCGUCGUCUUCGGCAACAACCGCCAUGGUCUGGCCUUGGCUCACUAUGGUGGCUCCGCCUUCACCACCUGGGACGUCUCCAACCCCAGCAGCCUCAAGCUCCUCGAGACCAAGAACUUCAAGUUGACUGGUCCUCCCGCCGACCCCAGUCGUCAAGAUGCGCCUCACCCCCACGAGGCCGUUCUCGACCCUACGGGCAAGUUCCUGCUCGUGCCCGACUUGGGCAUGGACCUUAUCCACCUCUACUCCUUCGACCCCAACACCUUGGCUCUCAAGGACAUCACGCCGGUCAGCGUCAAGCCCGGCUCGGGCCCUCGACACAUCACCUUUGUCGUCAAGGGCAGCAAGACCUUUGCCUACCUCGUCACUGAGCUGGGCAACACCAUUAUUGGAUACGAUGUGACGUAUCCCAACGGUCAGAUCAAGUUGACCGAGAUCUUCAACAUUCCCAGCCACGGUGCGGGCCCGGCUGAGCCUAGCAGCCAUGCCGCUUCCGAGGUUGUCGUUUCUCCCGACACAAACUACCUCAUUGUCUCCUCCCGCGCCGAAAACAGCAGCUCCAUCCCCGACUUCGACGACCCUUCUCGCAUCAUCCCGUCCGACCCUCUCAUCAACUUCAAGAUCAACCCGACCACCGGACAGCUCCAGCUUUUGCAGGUCGUCCCCGCCGGUGGCCAGUUCCCACGCCAGUUUUCUAUCAACAAAGAGGGCAACCUGCUGGCUGUCGGUCUGCAGGAUGAUGGCCGCGUCGUCUUCGUUGAUCGUUGCCCCGAAACUGGCCUCCUCGGCGGUUUUGUUGCGUAUGCGGAUAUCGAGGGCCAGAUCACCUCGGCUAUCUUUGACCAGAAAUAGACGAGGGCAAUGUUGGCCUCGAGCACUCUAU